ACACACAACCUUCAUGGAGCUGAGAGGACUCACAUAUCCAGUCAGCAUGGAAACCAACAUUGUCGUGAUGGGCACAGAGAGUGUGGGAAAGUCAGCUCUUACAGUUCGCCUGUUGACAAGGAGAUUCAUAGGAGAGUAUGGAGACAUUGAAUCCAUCUACACUCACAGAUUCAUGGUGGACGGGAGGGAAACUGUUGUCAAUAUUUGGGAUUCGCCUUAUUCUGAGACGCCGCUCUUUGAGAGAAAAGUCCGUUGGGCCGACGGCUUCGUCCUCGCCUACAGCAUCUGCGACCGCGCCAGCUUCACCGCCGUCACCCGCCUGCUCCACGCCAUCAAAUCCUCCAGAGGAUGCCCGCACGGCGACAGGGCGCCCGUCGUGGUCGUCGUGGGCAACAAGCGUGACCUCCACCACCGGCGGACUGUGCUGAGCGAGGAGGGCCGCCUCCUGGCCCUGGACGCUGGCUGCCUCUUCUAUGAGGUGUCGGCGGCAGAGGACUACCACGGCGUGCUGGCGGUCUUCCACAGCCUGCUGACUGGGGUGAAGGACGCCAAGUUGAGCGCCAAGAGGCCGUGUACGGGCCUCAAGGGCAUCGUGAAGAGCGUGUCUGCCGUGUUCGCCAGACGACGGACUGACUCCAUUUAAGACACUUGUUGGGGCGCCAAAGACAUCUUUUACCACCAGAGCCUGAAGACACGAGGAAAAAGGACAUUAUACUUGUGACCUUUGACCUAACAUAUUAACUCAAAAUGCAACAUAUAUUAUGGUUCUGUAUUUUUAUUAUGGCGGUGGACAAAACAUUGAGGAUCUUUCAGCUCCUCCACAACCGUAAUAAUGUUUUUAAUAAUGUUUCCAUCAAGCUGCUGUAUAGGAGCACGUGCAGGUGUACCUAAUGUAGCAUCCAGUAAGUGGACAUGAACGAUAUAAGGUGUACCUAAUGUAGCGUCCAGUGAGUGGACAUGAACGAUACAAGGUAUACCUUAUGAUAACGUUCAUGUAGACUAAUGUAGCGUCCAGUGAGUCAACAUGAACGAUAUCAUAAAGUUUAACUAAUGUAGGGUCCAGUGAGUCUAAAUCAGGGGUCACCAACGCGGUAGCCCGUAAGGACCAGAUGAGUCGCCCGCUGGCCUGUUCUAAAAAUAGCUCAAAUAGCAGCACUUACCAGUGAGCUGCCUCUAUUUUUUACAUUUUAUUUAUUUACUAGCAAGCUGGUCUCGCUUUGCUCGACAUUUUUAAUUCUAAGAGAGACAAAACUCAAAUAGAAUUUGAAAAUCCAAGAAAAUAUUUUAAAGACUUGGUCUUCACUUGUUUAAAUAAAUUCAUGUAUUUUUUUACUUUGCUUCUUAUAACUUUCAGAAAGACAAUUUUAGAGAAAAAAUACAACCUUAAAAAUGAUUUUAGGAUUUUUAAACACAUACCUUUUUACCUUUUAAAUUCCUUCCUUUU
This is a messenger RNA of Nerophis ophidion (straightnose pipefish), 1444 nucleotides long. RefSeq names its product Ras-related and estrogen-regulated growth inhibitor-like protein. Lineage: Eukaryota; Metazoa; Chordata; Actinopteri; Syngnathiformes; Syngnathidae. The transcript is spliced from 4 exons. The record is from RefSeq and is a predicted model, not a curated record. Gene Ontology annotation, molecular function: GTP binding; GTPase activity. The coding region runs from base 14 to 643 and encodes 209 amino acids.